This is a messenger RNA of Phacochoerus africanus (Common warthog), 4511 nucleotides long. It is a transcript of the gene MIER1, whose product is annotated as MIER1 transcriptional regulator. Gene Ontology annotation, molecular function: histone deacetylase binding; transcription corepressor activity. Gene Ontology annotation, biological process: negative regulation of transcription by RNA polymerase II. The record is from RefSeq and is a predicted model, not a curated record. Gene Ontology annotation, cellular component: nucleoplasm. Lineage: Eukaryota; Metazoa; Chordata; Mammalia; Artiodactyla; Suidae. The coding region runs from base 91 to 1899 and encodes 602 amino acids. The transcript has 16 exons.
AGGAAGCUCCGGCCGACGACUAGAAGAAGGAGGCGGGCGGCCCGGGCCCCAGGCCCCUCCCAGGUUCUGAGUCUCCCCGGCUGCAGGCGGAUGGAUGGGGCUUCUUCAGGCGGUGGCGGCAGCAGCGAAAGUGGCGGUGGCAGCAGCGGCAGCGGCUAUGGUGUGGUGGCUCGAUUCUCCCAGUGCCUGGCUGAGUUUCGGACGUGGUUAAGAACCAACUGGUUGAGGUUCAAUGCAGACAAGACGGAUGUGAUGCUGAAAAUGUGCAUCAGAUGUUUAUGUUUAAUUGGUUUACAGACUGUCUGUGGACUCUUUUCCUGUCAAAUUACCAGCCAUCUGUUGAGUCUUCAAGUCCAGAAGUGGAUGAAAUAUUUGACUACUCAUGAAAGUAUAGGAGGUUCAGCAACAUCAGAUGACCAUGAAUUUGAUCCAUCAGCUGACAUGCUGGUUCAUGAUUUUGAUGAUGAACGAACAUUAGAAGAGGAAGAAAUGAUGGAAGGAGAAACAAACUUCAGUUCUGAAAUAGAGGAUCUUGCAAGGGAAGGCGUCAUGCCAAUCCAUGAACUUCUCAGCCUUUAUGGUUAUGAUAGUACUGUUCCACUACCUGAAGAAGAUGAGGAGGAGGAGGAAGAGGAGGAAGAAGGUGAAGAUGAUGAAGAUGCUGAUAAUGAUGAUAACAGUGGCUGUAGUGGGGAAAAUAAAGAAGAGAAUAUGAAAGAUUCCUCAGGUCAAGAGGAUGAAACUCAGUCUUCCAAUGAUGAUCCAUCACAAUCUGUUGCUUCUCAAGAUGCCCAGGAAAUAAUCCGUCCUCGUCGAUGUAAAUAUUUUGAUACAAACAGUGAAAUAGAAGAAGAAUCUGAAGAAGAUGAAGAUUAUAUACCAUCAGAAGACUGGAAAAAGGAGAUUAUGGUGGGCUCCAUGUUCCAAGCAGAGAUUCCAGUUGGCAUUUGUAGAUACAAAGAAAAUGAAAAAGUAUAUGAAAAUGAUGAUCAGCUCCUGUGGGACCCUGAGUACUUACCAGAAGACAGAGUGAUUGUAUUUCUUAAGGAUGCAUCUAGAAGAACAGGUGAUGAGAAAGGUGUAGAAGCAAUUCCUGAAGGAUCUCACAUAAAAGACAAUGAACAGGCAUUAUAUGAAUUAGUUAAAUGCAAUUUUGAUACAGAAGAAGCAUUGAGAAGAUUAAGAUUUAAUGUAAAAGCAGCUAGAGAGGAAUUAUCUGUUUGGACAGAGGAAGAGUGUAGAAAUUUUGAGCAAGGGUUGAAGGCCUAUGGAAAGGACUUUCAUUUGAUUCAGGCUAAUAAAGUUCGAACAAGGUCAGUUGGUGAAUGUGUAGCCUUCUAUUAUAUGUGGAAAAAAUCUGAACGUUACGAUUUCUUUGCUCAGCAAACACGAUUUGGAAAAAAGAAAUAUAAUCUUCAUCCUGGUGUAACGGAUUACAUGGAUCGUCUUCUAGAUGAAAGUGAAAGUGCUGCUUCUAGUCGCGCACCAUCCCCUCCUCCAACUGCCUCAAACAGUAGUAACAGCCAGUCGGAAAAAGAAGAUGGCACUAUAAGCAAUAGUAAUCAAAAUGGGGUGUCAUCUAAUGGACCAGGUGAAGUGUUAAACAAAGAAGAAGUGAAAGUUGAAGGGUUACAUAUUAAUGGACCAACAGGUGGAAAUAAGAAACCACUUCAUACAGAUAUGGAUACUAAUGGUUAUGAAACAGAUAACCUUACCAGUGACCCAAAACUUGCCCAUAUGACUACAAGAAAUGAAAAUGAUUUUGAUGAAAAAAGUGAGAGACCUGCCAAAAGGCGAAGGGUAAACAGCAAUGGAAAAGAAAGUCCAGGUUCUUCUGAAUUUUUCCAAGAUGCAAUUUCACAUGGAAAGUUUGAAGAACUUGAGAACAUGGAUGACUAAAUUUUAGACUUAUUUUACUUUCUUUGGAGUAAAUUCUGGUGUGACUAAAAUUUUCAGGGUUGAGGGGUUACCUUAAAAAGUUGAUUUCCUUGAAGCAGUUGGUGAAAAUUUGAAAAUUUGAAUUGUGAUCCUAACUUUAGUAACUAAGAUUUCAUAAUUCUGCCUUUUGCAGAUUUUUUACUUUAAAAUUGUAAAGACCCUUUUAAUGAUGUAACAGUUUACUAAAUUUGAAUGAACUAAAGCAAUAUCUGUACCUUCUUAUUUGAUAUAUUAAUCCUAAAAUUCCACUACAAGGUACUUUUUGUUAGUUUGAUGAUAGAGAAGAUAAAACCAAGUUCAAAUUUGAUUAACACCAAUUUUUCUGAGUUUCUGAAAAUGUCUUUUAUAACAGACAUUUUUCUCUCCAUACAAAUUAAGUACCAUUAUUGAGGAAACCCUUAUGAAUCCUGAAAGUUAUGCUAGCAUGAUUUUUUUAUAUAUAGAAGUUUAAAAAUAAACCAAGUCAGGUUUGAUAUGUAAAAUUGUUGACAUCAAUGAUGUCUUUCCAUAUUCUUAUCUGGGCUUAAGAAAUACAUUCUGUAUUUUUCCAGAUUCUUUGUAGCCUUUGAAAGAUUUCUACAGUACAUAUGUCUUGACUGAGCUGUCCUUUAAUACAAAAGCUUGUAUAAUUUUCUUAACUUGUACAGUUGGUAAACUUUUAUGGGAGAAAUUGAUAUUCUGAAUCUCUCAGCUUUCAUUUUAUUUUGCUAAGGUUUUUCUAAUGAAUUUUUAAGUGUUUGUGUAGUAACUAAGUCAUGUUUCUUAUCCAGGUGGUAAAAGCAUUCAUAAAGGAUUGUGAACAUUUGUUUUUUUCAAAUUCCUACUUAAGGACACAUAGCUUGAGAAUUCUGAAAUUAAGCAUGGUACUUAGAUUGCAUAGUUUGUUUUACGUUUGCUAUGAUUUUCAAAAUUAUUUUUGAAGCAAGACAAAAGUUUAAUGUUGGCUUAAGUGCUUAAAUGUAUCAUGCUGACCAGAAUCCUGUUCAGUUAUUUUUGUAUGCAUUAUGAAGUUUCCCAUUUUUUGCAUUAAAUAAACAGGGGAAAAGGUCGAGUGAUAGUUAGAAAAGUUUUUAGAUUUUUUUCAUUUACAGUCCAGGUUUUCCAAUUUGAUAAUGUAUUUCCAAAAUGAAAAUAAGAUAUGCAGUAAACCAUCACCCUGUGUGAUUACAAACGAGAUCAUCCAUUUGCAUAGCCUUGCAAGAGUGCCAUUUUAUUUUUAGUGCAAAAUUCUUGUUAAAAAUUGUAGUUUUAUAAAGCUGAUAGACCAACCUAUAUCCAAACUUUUAUAAAAGAUUAUUAACUAUUCUUGUUUUAUCACACAGGCAUACCGCAGAUGCUUCUGCCAAUUCAUUUGCAGCCAUCAAAGAGCCACUGCCUUUUUAAAAUCUUCUGUGGUCUUGUUUUUAAUGGCUCAACUGUCUGAUGUAAUUGAGUAGAGGUUUGCACUGAGGGACUGUGGUUUAGGCCUUACCCCCAUGAAGUAUUACUGUUAGCCUAUGUUCGUUCAGACUGCUUCCCUCCACCAAUGUGAACAACUUUUUUUCCCCAAACAGUGUUAAAAGCCACUUUCCAGCACUUGACUUCCUAUGAUGUAGAUUCACUGUUGUAACAUACAUAUCCAUGGUAAAUAUCCAGGUAAAUCCAAAUUUAGGGUGGAAGUGUUGAGAAGCGUGAAUUUUUUUGUUGUUUUGUUUUAGAACAUUAUCCAGAAUGGCAGCUUUAGCAGAUGGUCACAAUCCAUUUUCUAAAUCAGACUUUAUUAUACAAGUCCAAAGUAUCCUAGCUCUUUGUCAAAGAUAGUCUAUAGAAAUAUUUCAAACAAAUAGUGAUGCUGUACUUUUUUAAAAAAUUGUUGCAAUAUUAGAGACGCCAUUUUCACCUUUUUUAAAAGAUGCAUUUCGUUUGCAGGUUUGUGAAGUUCUUGCAAACUGAUACUACAAGACAACAUUUUAAAUAAAUUCUCAGGCAUGUUUGCAAAUACGGCACAUGUUGUAUACAUAUUAGGAAAUUUUACUUUUCUUAAUCUUUUUAAAGUAUGCCUAAUGAAAGACAUUCCACUAUUAUAAUACAUAAUGCUCAGCUUUUCAUAAAGAAAUAUUUAAUUGUUUAUACAGGUAUUUCACACAGUACUUUGUUCUUUACAAUACAGCCACUAUAACUUGAUAAGUCAUUGCACUACUUUAAAAUUUUUAGUAAUAUCAUGAACUUAAUUUGCUUAAGAUUUAGUACAUUUCGUAACUCUUGACAAAUUGCAUUGGGAAAGGGAGCCUUUGUUAAUAGUUACUGAGUCUCCCUCACUCCACGCCUACCCCAGCAGAGCACUCUAUUCAUUUGGAAUGGUUUUCUGUUUAUGAUAUGUUUGUUUUCAAAUAAAGUUCAAAAUCUACAACUCAGUUCAACACAAAUCUGUUGAGCUUUAAAGUGUAUUUGAAGUAAUAUUUAAAUAGGCAUUUAAAAUUACCAAUUAGAUGUUUUUAAAUUUAUGCAUAGUAAUUUUGCACUGUAAAAUAAUUCCUUUCCCCAUUCCCUCUCUGCCAUUCUGAAUAUGCUUAUUAAAAUAUUUUUUAAAUGUA